AUGUGCUCUAUAAAACGAGGUAUGAAUGAAGGAAAUCAGAGUUGGGCACCUGGGGCGGUUCCCUCGUCAUCAUCUACAUCAUCUAUCAAUCCAGCUGAUAAUGAUCAAUUAACAGCACUCAUUAAGGAUACGAUAUCUUCACAGAAUUUUCUUAGUGAUCUACACAACUUAAUUGCAAACAAUUCACUCAUUAGUGAAUUAUGUCGUCAAAUUACGUCAUCGCCAAUAUUUGUUCAAUUAAUCUCAACUCUGGUCUCAUCAAAAAUAAUACACUGUGGAAAACAAAUUGAAAAAUUACAAUCAACCGUUGAUGAACUUGAUAACACCGUGACAGAGCUUUAUGAAUAUGUUAAUCAAUUAGAAAUGAGAUAUAAUGAAUUAGAACAAUAUAAUAAACGAAAAAAUUUGAUCAUCCAUGGGAUUCCUGAAACAUUAAAUGAACAUACUGAUAAAAUUGCUGUGGAUAUUGCUAAAUCGAUCGAUCAUUCAUUGGAUGAAAAAUCAAUUUAUGCAUCACAUCGAUUACCAACUAGCAAUAAAAAUAUUCCUGGAUCAAUUGUAGUUGGUCUUUUACGUUAUUCUGAUCGGCAAGCAAGCAUUAAAAAUCGACAGAAAUUACGUGCAUACCAAUGUUAUAAAAAUGUAUUUAUCGUCAUUUAA
Messenger RNA from Didymodactylos carnosus, 660 nucleotides. The record is from the annotation of a GenBank genome assembly. NCBI's taxonomy places the organism in Eukaryota, Metazoa, Rotifera, Eurotatoria, Philodinida, Philodinidae.